Molecule: messenger RNA, 792 nt
Organism: Colossoma macropomum (tambaqui)
Lineage: Eukaryota; Metazoa; Chordata; Actinopteri; Characiformes; Serrasalmidae
Exons: 1
Coding region: 1-792 (263 amino acids)
Biological process (GO): dephosphorylation; thiamine diphosphate metabolic process
Molecular function (GO): thiamine triphosphate phosphatase activity; magnesium ion binding
Source: RefSeq, a predicted model, not a curated record
AUGAAGCAAGAUUUGGAGAAGGAAGAAUGUUCUUCAGCAACCAUAAUCGCCCAAGUGGAGAUGCAGUGUGAACUAGGGGAAAAUACAGGGACAAAGCUGAUGGAAAUGAGAGCUCACUGUGUGGAAAAGACCACCAUCACAGAGCACUACUACGACACAGAGAGCUUUCUACUGGCCUCUACCCAAACCUGGCUGAGUCAGCACGACGGCCACUGGAGACUGAUUCUGGAGCAGAGCCAGGAUCACAAUGAAUCAGAUAAGAUGAAAAGAUCAGAAAAGGACCAGGAUGGCAACAAAAUGCUAGACAAUCCAUCACCUUUGGUAAGGACAGGUAAACAGGGUAAUGCUGCAAGCAAACGAGUACAACCAACACAGAGCAAAGAUCCAGCUGAUACCUCAAGUCAAUCUCAAAGUCAAGUUCAGGAUCCAUGUACUCUAUGUGCUUUUUCUGCUAGACCUAGAUACACUGAGCUGACAGACCACAUCUCCAUUAUUAAGCAGCUUGCACAGUCUCUGUCAGUCUCCGUAAUACCAAGCGAAAUACAGCACCUUAGCAUAGAGAGCUUUCUGGAAACUGCCAAAAUCCAGAUGUAUGACAGCUGGAUUAGGAGCAGAAAAGUGAAGUACUCAUUGCCUAGUGGCUGCUCCCUGGUUGUAGAGACAAACUUCAAUAUUCCCAAUGCUGCUCCCUCUGCUGUUUUGAUCAUGAACGCUGAUGUGCUGAACAUCAGCACAGAACUCGAGAAGAUGGACAGGAUGCGCACACAGCUGGAACUUAAAAUUAAGCCUUAA